This is a messenger RNA of Rotaria sp. Silwood2, 1218 nucleotides long. The record is from the annotation of a GenBank genome assembly. Lineage: Eukaryota; Metazoa; Rotifera; Eurotatoria; Philodinida; Philodinidae.
AUGUGGUGUGAUCCACCUUCAAUAACGUCGGCUGAUAUAAUACAGCCAACACAAACGAAUUGGACAAUGCCUUUUUCAUCGCCAAUUAAUGAUAAACAACAAUUAUCAUUUAUUUAUCAACCUGGUGUUGGAUUAUAUGACAAAAAAAUUGAUCUUGAUCAAGAUUUACGAAUAAAUGAUGUUGAUGAACGAAUACAAUCAUUCGAACUUUCUCCAUCAUCAUCAACAUUUACAUCUGAUGUUGAUCAUCGUUGGUCAUCAUCAUCAUCUAUUGAGAGUUCAUCACCUAAUACAAAAACAAAUAAUUUAUACAAAUCAUAUUUAAGACGACAAAAUGAACAAAAUUCAUUACCAAUUCGUGAAAAAUUAUUUUCAUCAGAUGAUAUAUUGUCAGAUAAAAUAACAAAAAAUUCUUUAUCACAUAAUACAAAUUAUCAUAUUAAAUCUAUUGAUGUUAAUAUAACAACAAAUCAAGAAAAUAAUCAAAAACGAAAAUUUGAUCAGAAUUUGUAUUGUAAUAAAAAACUUCGUCAUUCAUCUUCAUUAAUAAUAAAAGAUCAUUUACGAUCUAAUGAACAAACACAAAAUGAAAUACUUUCAAAAUCUUUAUUAUCCUCAAAUUCAGAUAUUUCAAUGGAUGAAAAUUUAAAAUGUGAAAAGAAUUUACUUGAUGAAGAAAUUGAUCGUCAAAAAGCAAGAUUAAUAAUAAUCGAAGAAAAACGAUCUAAACAACAAUCAUCACUAAUCAAACUUCGAUCAAACUCAAAUGAACAAAUACAAAAACAAUCUAUCACAACAAUAAUAAAAAAUAUUCCAAUAGUAAAAAAAUCUUCAGCUGAAAAUUCAAAAUCAGAAAUAAUUUCAACUGAUAAAGAAGUUCUUUCAAUACCAUCGCAAGGUUUACUUCUUUGUCCUAAAGAAGAACCUAUAAAAAAGAAAAAGAAAAAGAAAAUAGCAUCAACUAUUAUUUCAAGCACUGAAUUACUUGAUGAUGAUUCUAUACUAGAUUCAAUUCUAUUCAAUGAAAUGCAGACAGUUCAACAACAAUGGCAACAAUUUUUAAUAUUAACUAUGGAAAAAGAAUUACAUACUAAUCCAUCUGAUGGAAAAAAGAAAUUAAAAUUAAAUAAAUUUAAUCGUACAAAUGAAUUUUUGUUAUCUUAUGAUAGUUUAUAUGACUUCGAAGGAAUGAAACAUUGGUGUCCAACAUCAAGGUGA